Molecule: messenger RNA, 3420 nt
Organism: Hyalella azteca
Lineage: Eukaryota; Metazoa; Arthropoda; Malacostraca; Amphipoda; Hyalellidae
Biological process (GO): lipid metabolic process; positive regulation of ceramide biosynthetic process
Cellular component (GO): mitochondrion
Source: RefSeq, a predicted model, not a curated record
AUCAGCGUGAUAGGUCUGCCGGAGAGCUCGCACUUCACGGCGCCGCUGCCGCCCCACAAGCAGAAGAUCUGGCUGGCUGCUCGCUCCUCUGGGGCCGCCCCCACCUACUUCAGCUCGCUGGACCAGUACGUCGACGGUGGGAUGAUCGCCAACAACCCGACGCUGGAUCUCCUGACGGAAAUCGAGGAGUGGAACGUCGCCGUGCGCAGCAAGGGGCGGCACAACGACGUCUUCGUCCCAACCGUCGUUGUGUCCCUGGGGUGUGGCAAGGCGCCCCUCGUCAAGGUCGAGAAUAUCGACGUGGUGAUACCGAGUCUGCUGGACAUGCGGAGGGGACUGCAGGCUGUGUACAACCUCUUCAACCUGCUGGUGGACUCAGCCUGUCCCUCCCAGGGCCGCGUCGUGGACCGAGCCCGCGCGUGGUGCUCAGCGCUGCACGUGCCCUUCGUGCGACUCAACCCGCAGCUGUCGGCGGACAUCGCCCUGGACGAAAGCAGCGACAAGAAGCUCCUGAGGAUCAUGUGGGAGGCGCGCGCUGAAAUGCGCCGCAACACCAAGAUCGUCAACCAUCUCAAGUACCUCCUCAUCCCCCCUGGGGAGGAGGAUAGUGUCCCCAGAGGGAGUGGGAGUGGCGAGACGGUAGAUGGGAGUGGUCUGAUUGACGUGGAGCAAACACUUUCUGGGGACAUGGAUAGAGGGAAUUCCCUGCUCACCCCGGCGGGGGGGAAUGAAGAACAAAAGAAAAGCGGACGAUUUUCUGGAUGGAGUUCCACGGAAAUGGGGCGUCCGGGGAAGAUUGAUAUCGGCUUCGGUGACAUCAGCAAAGAGAAGAGAAAAAGAGGCUCCUCUCUGAAAGACAUAAUAUCGAGUGUGCCUGAGUCCCCUAUCAAAGGGCUGCUCAAUAGAGGCGCCCAUCAUCUUUCCCUCAAGAAGAACAAAAUCCUCACGAACAACCAGGGCGGCAGCGGUGGGGACGGCAGCAGCCUCCCCAGUAGUGGGUCGAGCAGGGACGUGUCUUCUUCUCCUGUUGGUGGGACGCCCCUAACGAAUGACCCGUCCUACAGUCGGGAAACGUCCCCGUUCACGCGGGACGAAGGCUUGUCCCGUAUCGAAGGGUCCCCAGUGAGCGAAGUGCCCAUUUCCCCGCUGUCGCCACCCACCGAGGCUCAGGCCAACGAUGAUCGUUAUGGUCAUCCGUCACAACGGUCGCCGUCCAAUGAAAGAUUCUGCUUAUCGCUAGACGACAAAUACGAUAAACACUCUGAUUUGAAUUUAACACUACCUAGCAGAACCGCUGGCAAUAAAGCAGCACCUUCCACCGAGAUCCCCCCGCUAUCGAUGCCGAGUUUAUCAGAGUUGCUGGCUCGGUCUGGAGUGGAUCCAUCGUCUCUGGGCCAGGGUAUGACAGACGUGUACAUGUCAUCCCGAAAUCAACUGCAGGACGUUGGUGGUGUUUGUCAAUCCGACGCGUCAUUUAGAGCGUCAAGCAGCAGCACCGGUUUGCCGUAUCCCUUGUCGGAUCCUCCUGGCUACCCGUACAUUGUAAACGCCUUUGAUCCGGACUCGGAGUCAAUCCUGCCUGUAAAUCCCCUCAAUCCAAUCUUCACGGUGGAUUCGGCAGAGAAUGACCGCAGUUCAGAAGAAAAGAACUUCUCUUCAGGGCUUGGUUUCUGCCCCGAUUCUCCAGCGUCCGUGAGGAGCGCUACUUCGGUUCCUGAAGACGACCGCACCGCCGACGUGUACAGCAGUGAUGAUUCAAUCGCUGCUCGAGCUGGGAGCAGACUUUCCGACUCAGGUCUCUACGCCGACAAUUAUUUCGAUGCCCUCGAGACGACGGCCAUGCCACAGCAUGUGCGUGUCGCCAUCGUGGACCUCAACGACAAGGUCACCAAAGAGAAACCUGUUAUCGUGAACCUGAGAUCUGAGAAGCCUGGCCCCUCUUGUCCCAACGCAGUGUCCGGCCCCAACAGCCCCGGCUUAAUUUCCAUGAGCCAGAAACCUGUAGAACCUGCAGUAAGUUCCCCUGAAUUGUCAAUGUGUCCAAUUCCAAAAGCUCCUUCUGUCUUGCCGCUCUGUCAUAGCGACGAUACCAAGCAUUUGUUUUCUCCAAACUUGCAGUUGGUUCCCGACUCAUUAUUCACAAAGUCCAGCACAGGCGAUGAAGUUUCUCGUGUGCCAACCGCUCGAUCUGCUUCAGCCCCCGCGAUUCCAGUUAUGAAGACGACAGGAGGAAAUAACAGCAAAUCAUUACGUGGAGCUGCAGGGGAAGAUAAUAUCCCCGGGGAUGUUUCCGCAGACGACCACAACCUACCCUCCUAUAGCUGGGCACUUCGCAACGCCUAAACUUUCCAGAAAAGGAGACCUUGCUUUCUAAUUCUAAUGAACUUUUCCAUCUUGUUACUCGACUUGAGAUGUCCAAUAAACAUAGGACCCUAUCCUAUGACCCAGCCAGGUAACAGGUACUCCAUUCAGGACAACACAUCCUUGUUCAAUACCUUUGAACAUGAAAGGUAAUACAAAUACCUUUCACAAAUGUUAACGAAGGUAUUUUCUUCCAUCUGCCGUCUUCAAUUCACUUGUGUCACCCAUCCAGCAAUCCGUGAAUUUAUAUCUCACCCUCCUAGGAUAAUUUAUUUCCCAUUUUGGAAUCUAUGAGGAGGAGAAAUUUCUCAAUAUUUGUCCAGAUUACAGUUUCAUGUCACGAGACGAAUGAAUGUGAUUAGUGAAAUUGUAAUACAGAGUAUCUUUAACAAAUUAACAGACGCUCCACAAAAUUUUUAAAAUUAUUCUAUUUCUAUAUUUUUUAUUAAUUCAUCGUGAUGAUAAUUAACGUGAAUAUUUGGACUACACAUGGCAGUCGGAUCUCCUGACCCCCCUUUAGAGAAAGGUUUAUCCUGAUUGCAAAAAAUCAUGUUUAACGAAUAUGGCUGUUAAUAUGGAUAAGGAUACUUAACUAUGAUGGUUGCUGAUUAUACUGCAGCUUUGUUCUCGCAGUCUCGUCUAAGAUAGUUAGUAUCAAAACUGCUUCAGACCAUUUCGGUAUCUUCACCAGCAGCACCUGUCCUCUCUAUUAAAGCACCGAGAAACGAGGCUUUUAAGAAACUGAUGUUUCAAAUUUUUAUUAGCAUUUAUUAUGUCAAUACCGUGCCAUGUUUUUUUCGUAGAACGUUUUGCCAUUUCAUUUCGGGAUUUUUCUCUUCUCAUGAACUAUUCCCGGAUGAAUGACGUUAGUUAAUUUUUUUAAGUUGUCGUAUCUGUAUAACGACUCGGUCAUUUUAAAAUCAUCCAGAAAGUGAAAAAAGUAACAGUGUCCGACCGUUUGGCUGGCCACUGAUUACUCAGCCAGAUUUGUUCACUAAAAGAGCAUCAAUGUACGGACGCUUAUCUCCAAUAUCUGGGGCCGUAUUAUCAAAACUUCGU